AUGUCUGAUGGAUACCAAGAAGACCAAGAAUUUUUCGAAGAAGAAGAAGUGUUUGACGAAGAAGCCUUUGAAGGCUCGGAUUUAGAGGAAGAAUUUGACGCAGAUAAUGUUGGUAUUGAUGACUAUGGAUUUACGGUGGAAAAAAAACGACGGAAGGCAUACGACGUAGAAUACAAGGUGGCUAGUCCUAAUGAUCUUCAGUCCUGGCAAAAUGAAAAAAUUGAACAAUUGACGUCUAUCAUCAGUUUAACAAGAGAGCAAGCGUUGGGUUUGUAUCGCUAUUCCAAAUGGAAUCGAGAAAAGUUGCUAGAAAUGUACGUUGAUGACCCUGAAACAACUCUUCAUAAGGCCGGCGUUCAACAAAGUGAUGAGAAAAAACAUGAAGUUGUAGAAAAGGAGGGUACAUGUUCCAUUUGUUUUGAUGAGGGUAAGCUUUCCUUUUUUAGCGCCGAUUGCAACCAUGAAUUUUGUUUAUCUUGUUACCAGCAUUAUCUUGUCUCGAGAAUUCAAGAAGGAGAAACUAUGAUUCAAUGUCCUGAAGAAGGAUGUAGCCAGAUUAUUUCACAACGGUCGAUUUUAAAGCUUUUAGAUGAAAAAUCCCACGUACAGUAUUCUAGGUUACUGGAUCGUUCUUUUGUUGACGAUAAUGACUCAUUUCGUUGGUGUCCAGCACCCGAUUGUCCUUAUGCCAUCGAGUGUCAUGUUGCCCAAAGCAGCUUAAAUUCGGUUGUACCAACCGUGACAUGUCUUUGCGGAAAACAGUUUUGCUUUGGUUGCGGUCGGGAUAAUCACCAGCCUGCGAUAUGCCCACUUGUGAAGGUAUGGUUACAAAAAUGUCAAGACGAUUCGGAGACGGCAAAUUGGAUUCACGCCAACACAAAGGAAUGUCCAAAAUGCGCUACGACAAUAGAAAAAAAUGGUGGCUGUAAUCAUAUGUCAUGCAAAAAGUGCAAAUACGAGUAUUGUUGGGUUUGUUUGGGUCCAUGGAGCGAACAUGGCACAAACUGGUAUUCAUGUAACCGCUAUGAAGAAAAAAGUGGGACAAAUGCUAGAGACGCACAAACUCGUUCGCGGGCAUUUCUUGAGCGAUACUUGCACUAUUAUAAUCGGUUUGCAAAUCACGAACAGUCUGCUAAACUCGACCAUAAGCUAUAUGACCAAACCUAUCAUCGCAUGACCCAGAUGCAGGUGGACUCGAAUCUAUCAUGGGUGGAAGUACAAUUUCUAAAAAAUGCUGUUGAUACCUUGUUUGAAUGUCGACAGACCUUAAAAUGGACGUACGCUUUCGCAUAUUAUCUUGUGAGAAACAAUCAAACCGAGAUAUUUGAAGAUAAUCAGCGUGAUUUAGAGCUUGCUGUAGAAAAUUUAAGUGAGUUAUGUGAAAGUCCGGCUUUUGACAAGAUGCUCCCAUCCUAUAAGCAAAAGGUUUUGGACCGAACAGUGUAUGUACGAAGUCGACGAGAUGUGUUAUUAGACGAUACAGCAAGAGGACUGGCAGAAGGACGAUGGGAAUAUGUUGUUGAUUUUUGA
Messenger RNA from Schizosaccharomyces osmophilus, 1530 nucleotides. RefSeq names its product ubiquitin-protein ligase E3 involved in sporulation Dbl4 (gene dbl4). Lineage: Eukaryota; Fungi; Ascomycota; Schizosaccharomycetes; Schizosaccharomycetales; Schizosaccharomycetaceae. Gene Ontology annotation, biological process: ubiquitin-dependent protein catabolic process; protein polyubiquitination; positive regulation of proteasomal ubiquitin-dependent protein catabolic process. The coding region runs from base 1 to 1530 and encodes 509 amino acids. Gene Ontology annotation, molecular function: ubiquitin conjugating enzyme binding; ubiquitin protein ligase activity; zinc ion binding. The record is from RefSeq and is a predicted model, not a curated record. The transcript has a single exon. Gene Ontology annotation, cellular component: ubiquitin ligase complex; cytoplasm.